UAUGGGGGCGCGGUGUGGUCAGCGCGCAGACGCCGACCACGUUUGCCUUGCUGCUGCGUGAGAUCAUGGGGAGCAUCACCCCGUCCUGCAUCCGCUGGACGAAGAGCGAGAGGGCAGAGUGGCUGCGCCGCCUGGACUCUGUGACCUCGCCGCUGGAGUACGCCAGGCUGGCCGGGGACGUCCGGCGCCAGCUUCCCGCGCUCAUGAGCUACAGGUCCAAGGCGCGCUUCGAGGCCGACGCCGCGGAGGCGUGCCGGGCGCUGCGGGCCCACGGGCUGAGGGUGAGGCACCACGGGGGCGAGGUCGUGCAGCUAGGGGGCGCCCAGAUCAUCGGCGGCACCUUCUGCUUUGCGGGCGUCCUGGGGAGCGCGUGCACCAUCCCGAGGAACAAAAACACGGCAUGGACAUGGAUUUUUAUGUUUAUGUAA
This is a messenger RNA of Prorocentrum cordatum, 428 nucleotides long. NCBI's taxonomy places the organism in Eukaryota, Dinophyceae, Prorocentrales, Prorocentraceae. The record is from the annotation of a GenBank genome assembly.